Molecule: messenger RNA, 1218 nt
Organism: Petromyzon marinus (sea lamprey)
Lineage: Eukaryota; Metazoa; Chordata; Hyperoartia; Petromyzontiformes; Petromyzontidae
Source: RefSeq, a predicted model, not a curated record
CGCGCGUGACGUGCCGAGUGACGAUGACGUCAUCGUACGGUUCGACGUCGCGCGGCCCUGGCAGAGGAGAGGGAGACGGAGGGAAGACAGCAGAAGCUGUGCCGAGAUUGUAGGGCGGCGGGGACGGGGGGGGGGGGGGGGUGGAGUGGAGGAUGAUGAUGGAAUCGGUGACAACGGCGGAGGAAGAGGCCGCGGCGGCAGCGGGGCGGCCCGUCUCUUGCCCCGUGUGCGGCCUGCAUGUGACGAGCCCCCUGGCGCUGCAGUCCCACGCCAAGCAGCACGGGCGCCCGCCCACGGCCACGGCCACCCCGGCCGCCACCCCCGCGCCAGCGAGGCCGCUGCUGUGCUGCGACCAGUGCGCCUACAGCACAGACAAGCGCAGCCGCCUCAACAGCCAUCGGCGCAUCCACACGGGCGAGAAGCCGUACGUGUGCGUCGCGUGCGGCAAGGCCUUCACGCAGUCGGGCAACCUGCACAACCACCAGAGGACGCACACGGGCGAGAAGCCCUACAAGUGCGACGUCUGCGGCAAGGCCUUCGCGGUCUCGGGGGCCCUCAACAACCACCAGAGGACGCACACGGGCGAGAAGCCGUACAAGUGCGUCGCGUGCGGCAAGGCGUUCACGCAGUCGGGCGCCCUCCACAGCCACCAGAGGACCCACACGGGCGAGAAGCCCUACAAGUGCGCGCUGUGCGGCAAGGCCUUCACCCAGUCGGGCGCCCUGCGGAGCCACCGUAGAGUCCACGUGGGCGAGAAGCCGCACCGGUGCAGCGUCUGCGGCAAGGCGGUGACGCAGUCGGAGCACAAGCAUUAGUGCCGCCCCGACCGAGCCGCCGUGAAGGAGAGGCCGCCGGUGUUCGACGGACACGGCGUGCGGUUGGUUUCAUAGUUGGGCGGAGGGGGCGGGACGGGGGAUUGGCAGCAGUGGAGCGAGUUGUAGGGGGAGGUUUGUUUGUUUGUUAGUUCGUUCGUUUGUUAGUUUGUUUCAACGCACGCGUGCGAUGCGCACACGUGCGUGUGACCCUGGUUGUUGCAAUAGCGGUGAGCGCGCUGCGCUAUGAACCCGGCCAACCCGAGUUCAACUGCCGCCGCCGGUCCUGGGCCUCCUCCCCUAGGUCGACUGGGCCUCAAAUGAGUACCUGGUGGGGGUGUAUAGACAUCGCCACUGGGGGAGACAAAGGCGGCCGGGCGUGGUGUUGGCCAUCCACACCCCUCAU